Molecule: messenger RNA, 441 nt
Organism: Morchella importuna
Lineage: Eukaryota; Fungi; Ascomycota; Pezizomycetes; Pezizales; Morchellaceae
Exons: 1
Coding region: 1-441 (146 amino acids)
Source: RefSeq, a predicted model, not a curated record
AUGGCAUACGCAACAGGUCUCCGACAGCAAGCAUGCACCCCCCGGCAAGCCAUGGACGAGCUCCAACGUGCCCAUAUAUCCGCCGCCCAACGGCUCCUCAGCAUCCUUAGUUCUACCGACUUUGCCCGCAAUAACUGGGCAAUCGUCACCGACGUUCUUGAUAUCACCCGAGCAGUGACUGAGAAUUUGAGGGGCUAUUCUACCUGCUCUUCGAGUAACUACCACACCUCCUCAUUCCGGAGGGAGGCUAGGGAGUUUGUAUCGCUCCACAAUGACGGCUUUGAGAGGAAUCAGAACCUGUUAUUGCACUAUCAUAGGUACAGGGGUACCCUUGAUAGAAGCACUAAGUCGAGGUUGGAUCAAAACAUCAACACCAUCAAGGAGGAGCAGGAGUUGGGAAAUGACUAUUGUGAGGAGAUUUCAGAGAUGAUGCCGAGGUAA